Molecule: messenger RNA, 213 nt
Organism: Clunio marinus
Lineage: Eukaryota; Metazoa; Arthropoda; Insecta; Diptera; Chironomidae
Source: the annotation of a GenBank genome assembly
AUGUCAGCAUUCAUCGAUAACGUUGUAGAAAUUAAAUAUUUGGAUGAGAUAAAUUUUCACUUCUCAGAUACUGUCAAAGAAAAACUUAGAACUAAACUCAUAGUGCUUGUCAUAAUGAAAAAUUAUCUAAAACUUACGAAAGUUCGUGAUCGUCAUCGUCAGUUUCACGUACUAUUUUAUUUCGGGGGUCCAUGCAUCGAACUGAAUUUGUAG